Messenger RNA from Ceraceosorus guamensis, 3172 nucleotides. RefSeq lists its product as hypothetical. Gene Ontology annotation, molecular function: RNA polymerase II CTD heptapeptide repeat phosphatase activity. Gene Ontology annotation, cellular component: nucleus. The coding region runs from base 492 to 2879 and encodes 795 amino acids. The transcript has 9 exons. Lineage: Eukaryota; Fungi; Basidiomycota; Exobasidiomycetes; Ceraceosorales; Ceraceosoraceae. The record is from RefSeq and is a predicted model, not a curated record.
CCACUCACGACUGUGACUGCUGCGUGAUUCUUGACAUUUGUGAUUGCUCUCUAGCAAUUCACGAUUGUGAACGUCGAGCUAAAGCAGGCACGCAUCCUCGUCAGACACUACGACUUUUGCCAGCUCUCCAUCGCUUGCGUGGCCCAAUUGUGACUCGUUUCAUUUCUUCAAGAACGCAAAGCAAUCACUUAAUUGCAUUCGCUCCUCGAAGGGCGCCACGACUGCAGCCGAAGAGCUGCGCGCAGGACUCGCAAGUCGUCUGUUGCGCUCUCUGACCAUCUCCAACCCUGGCGCUACCGCGUUCAUCGACUGGAGCAAGUGUGGCAGAGCGGGCCCGAACCAUGCAUUGGCUCUGCCACGACAGAUCGGGAUAGAUCAAACUAGCGCCGGGUGAACAGCUGCUCACGAACCAAGCAUUCAAUCACCUCGCAGCCCGCCCCUUCUACAUCAGCUGCAGCCACGACAUCUCCGAAAAACCCCGCCAAACGGACAUGGAGUGCUCUCACCCAGCCAGCUUUGGCGGGCUCUGCGCGCUGUGCGGAGCUCAUCUUGACAAUGAGCAGCAGUCAGCGACGUCAUUUGCAGUGAUGCACAACACCACUGGUCUCAGAGUCACGCAUGAGGAAGCAAGUAGGUUGGACAGCGAGUACACACAGAGGUUGCUCCAGCAACGCAAGCUCGCGCUCAUUGUGGAUCUGGAUCAAACCGUCAUUCAUGCGACUGUGGAUCCGACCGUGGCAGAGUGGCAGUCUGACCCUACGAAUCCCAACUGCGAGGCUCUCAAAGGCGUGGGCCGCUUCCUGCUAGGUACCGACGGCAAAGCUGUGGUGGGCGCCGAGGUGCCAGGGGAAUCCAGCAGCUCAGAAGAGGCAAACAAAGCUCCCGCAUCUAGCUCCAAGAUCGCCUCCGCUUCCGACAUUGCAGCAGCAGCUGCAGCGCAAGAUGGAUGUUGGUACUUUAUCAAGCUGCGCCCAGGCACCAAACAAAUCCUCAAGAGCUUGAGCGAAAAGUACGAACUUCACGUGUACACCAUGGGCACGCGGUCGUAUGCGGACUGCGUCUGCAGAAUCAUUGAUCCCGACGGAAGCUUGUUCGGCUCGAGGAUCUUGUCGAGGGAUGAAAACGGCAGCUUGGUACAGAAGAGCUUGAAGAGAUUGUUUCCGAUGGACACGAGCAUGGUCGUCAUUAUUGACGACAGGGCUGACGUGUGGAGCUGGAGUCCCAAUCUGGUAAAUGUCAGACCUUACGACUUCUUUGUCGGCAUCGGCGACAUCAAUGCUACCUUUCUACCCAAGGCGCCCGCCUCGUCCACAGACGGACCUCCAUCUCCAGAAUCAUCCACCCAAGCCAAGUCGUCACCAGCCUCAAGUGCAGACACGUCCAAUGGCAAAGACGGGAGCAGCGCGAGCUUGCAGACAUCUACCGACGGGAUAGCAUCACAGCGAAGGCGCUCCAUAGCCGAACAGGAACAAGCAGACAAUGACGAAGCGCGGACGAAAGCCACAGAGUCACAAAAAGUGGCAGUUGCUGAGGUAUUGGAUGCGAGACCUUUGGCUCGGAUGCAAGAGGCGCUCGACGAGAAGGUUGCAGCUGCUGAAGAAACCGCAUCGCCCACAGCACUGCAGGACAGCUCACAUGAGAGCGGCGCUGCGUCUGUUGAAGGAUCCAGCGGGACUUCGUCGACUACGCAACCAACCGCAGUCGAGGCUCCUACCAUUCAAGCAGCCAGUACUGAGACAACCCCUAACACAACCUCCGAAGAGGGUGCCAACCACAAGCGUGCAGACACUGCACCCCCGACAUCGUCACCUCCUCCUCACCAGCACGCUGUGCUACGAGAUGACGACAACGAGCUGGUCAGAAUCCAAACUAUUUUGAAUGAGAUCCACGAUAGUUGGUUUCAGCGAUGGGAUCAUUAUAACGCUAAUGCCAACGAGAAUGCCAUCAAACCGCACGUCUCUCAUUUGAUCUCGACGAUCAAGCGACGAGUACUCGCAGGCAUCUCUGUUGUCUUUUCUGGUAUUGUUCCUCAAGGCUACUCGCCAGAGUUAUCUCAUCUGUGGAGGCAAGCAGGAGAAUUUGGCGCUCAAUGCAGCGCCAACGUCACCUCGGACAUGACGCACCUCGUCAUAGCCAAGCCCGGCACAGCCAAAGUCAGAGAGGCUCAAAGACUCAAGGGCGUUAAGAUUGUGUGGGCUGCUUGGAUCCAGGACAGCAUCAAUGCAUGGGAGAAAUUGUCAGAAGAGCCGUACCUCUAUGUUGACGAAAAGCCUGCUGACAUGCAGAUCAACGGCGAGGGAGCUGAGAGCAGAAGGACGACCGUUGGAGCGCCGCCACCUCAAGAAGGUUCGACUCCUCGCAACGACCAGCCCGUGCUGUCAGAAGAUCAAGCUGACCUGUCCAGCUUUGCGGGCUUUGGCAAUGGCAUGGACUGGAGCGCAGCUGAUGAGGAAGUGGACGCAUUCUUGGCUGACGGCGAUGACGAAGGGGAGGAUGAGAAUGAUGAUGAGGAUAGAGACGAUUACGACGCCAACGAGAAUGACAGGACGGCGGAGGAAGGUGCUCCGCACAAUGCUCCUGAUUGGAAUGAUGGCCCUACUCCGCCGACUCAACCGAGAUCGAAGCGGCAAAGAUCACCAGUCCCGGCGAGGCCGACCUUCGCCGAAGUUGACGAUGGUGAUGGUAAGCGACAACGGUUGCAUCUCGACCAAGCAGGCAACCUUGAUCCUUCGACGCAGACAUCCUCGUUUGAGCUUCUGACUCAACAGGAAGAGUCUACACAUAGCGAUGCACCCAGCGAGACCGGCACGGAUGAAGAGGCCAUGCUCGACGCGCUUGCCAGGCGUCUUGAUCAAGGUCAGGCCGGCAAUUCGGGCUAGUCGAACACCACUUGCCGCCUGGUCAUUCCGCUUGUCCGUAAGCGAGCGUGCAUGCCCUCUAUCGACCCCCCUCUCUCCACCCGCGACUCGAAUCGACGCGAGAUUUCUUCUUCUCAAUCAGUCACUGCUUCAUGUCACCGUUGUGCCUCACUUUUCCGUUCGACGCUUCCAUGGCUCUAUAGCGCUUCAAAAUGACACAUCGUGCGCUGAGCACGUGAGGGCUACAAUGUCUCCAUGUAUUUCAUACAGACGCGGGCUCGAGAAUUUCAAAGAUGACGCCCAAAAUGAAGCAC